CAGAGCCAGACGCAUAGGAAGAAUGCCAUUUAGUUGUGGAAAUCAGCUAGUCCAUCUCUGGAUCAUAACCUGACUGGCGCAUUAUUUACGUUGUACUCGAUGGGAGGUUGCGAGGCUAGCAGCAGAUGAUGCCACAGUUACGAUAAGAAUCUUCAAUCAAGCACAAUAAAGGAAACUACGUACUACCAAAGGACUACGUUGAUUCUGAAAUCAUCCACACGGUGCAAUUAAGUGUACACCACAAUGGACCAGGAGGCCGAAGCCAUUUUUGAGCAGGAAACCACGUUGGGUUUGCGAGUGUGGCAUCUAUUGUUUCUCUGCCUUGGAGCGGUGCUGGGAGUAGUUAUAAUGUUCUGCUGUUGCAUACGCUUCCGAAUUCCGCGCACCAAACAGGAAAUCGAAGCGGAUUACCAUCGGAAGAAAUUAACCAGAAAAUUUCGGGAACGAUUGGACUGCUUGAACAACACCGAAAUUGACGAGAUGGAUCUGAUGAAAGCUCUGGAACGCGUACGCGAAGAGUUUCUAGCAGAAAUGGAAAACACGAAAAGCAAAGAAGCCGAGCAAAGCAAGGAUAACCAUUCAAUUAAUGCAGUUUAUCAGUGCGUUUAAAUGGUCGGUGCGACUAGACAAAGUAAAUUUACCCGUGAAUGACGAAUUGCGAAGAGAGAUAAUAAAUGUGAAUACGAAAUCUACUAAAAUGAAAUGAAAUCAUUUCAAGGCGGCACUCCUUUAAAUAGGUUUGAAACAUUCGGGAAGGACUUGUCCAAAAAUGUAACAAGGUUUCCCUUUUCAUUUUACACGGACGAUCAAAAAUUGAAAAACAUGAACACCAUUUAGGAGAUUAAGUUUGAUAAACCCGUAAUAUCCAGCUACGGUUGAAAGUAUUAUCAAUCUUCAUUUGUUAUUUUUUGGUAUAUGUUGACACAGUGUAU
This is a messenger RNA of Topomyia yanbarensis, 932 nucleotides long. RefSeq names its product transmembrane inner ear expressed protein. The coding region runs from base 244 to 609 and encodes 121 amino acids. Lineage: Eukaryota; Metazoa; Arthropoda; Insecta; Diptera; Culicidae. The record is from RefSeq and is a predicted model, not a curated record. The transcript is spliced from 2 exons.